AUGGGGUUUGAAGAGUUCGAACCCAUUUACGGCGAACCGAAAGCAGAAUGGGGGAAGAGCUCCGACUUCGGACGUUCUGCUGUUCCUCUCCGGAGAUUCUUGAUGCAUGUUUUCGCUCCUGACUACUAUCACCUCAAGAUUCAAGCAACCGAUUACAGCUCCAACACUUUUGAAGCUAAUAAGUCCAUCUCGCAGCUGAAAGACUUGCAAGAUAGCAUUGGAAUUGGUGGCUCAUGGUCUGAGUUUGUGGACUACUUUAUAUCUUCACUUAAAUCUGAAGAUGUCAAGCUUGUUCUGGAGAAGCAAUCGGGUGGUGAUGGUGCUGCAUCGGCAAGAUUGGUUUCUCAGAAAACAAAAGGGAUGCCUUUUAUCUCCAUUUCUCUCAGGAGAGUUUUGGACUGUGAUGCAAAUGAUGUCAUGGCAGAUCUCUCUUUUGGGCUCUUCAAGACGCUCAAGUGUCCUCCAAAGAUGACGAGACAAGGUCAAGGGGAAGGGUAUUCUUCGCAGUUGAUGAAAGGAGUAGCAACAGAUGAAAAGCUGAUUCCACCAGAGUUUGUUAGCAACUGUGGGAGGGCAAAUUUGACCAACCCGGUAGUUCUGGAACCAACUGUUGGAGAUCCACCACAGGUGGAGGUGGAGCUCUACGAGGAUGCCAGGGGUUUUUGGCUGAGAAAUGGCUGGCAGGAGUUUGCAGACCGCAAUUCUCUCACUCAUGGACACUAUCUGUUGUUCGAGUACAAAAGCUUCUCCAGGUUCAAGCUUGUGAUGUUUGGAGCAAAUGGGGUGGACGUGAUGUGUCCAGCUUCCAGCUUCCACAAUGUGGGCUCGAAUCGAAACCAGGAGUUAAGAGAGGCUGAGCAGGACGAAGAGGCCAGGCUCACCUGUGGCUGGAAGUGGUGGGGGGCAGCCAGCCCGGCCGCGGUUUGCAGAGAAUGCCAAGCAAAAAGCUUUCAUGGCUACUAUGAAGAUGGGUCGGGACCAUGGGUCUUGUCCUUCAUCUUAACAAAAAGUUAUGGUGGACAUGGAUGUGGACAGGGCCGCUUCUCUGGUGGUUGGCCAGCAUUCCGUAAUGACAACUCUCUGAAACCAGGGGAUGUCUGCCGAUUCAAGCUCAUCUCCCGUGAUGAGAUGGAAGUGACGGUCGAGAGGAACUGA
Molecule: messenger RNA, 1155 nt
Organism: Linum tenue
Lineage: Eukaryota; Viridiplantae; Streptophyta; Magnoliopsida; Malpighiales; Linaceae
Source: the annotation of a GenBank genome assembly